This is a messenger RNA of Orbilia oligospora ATCC 24927, 402 nucleotides long. RefSeq lists its product as uncharacterized. NCBI's taxonomy places the organism in Eukaryota, Fungi, Ascomycota, Orbiliomycetes, Orbiliales, Orbiliaceae. The transcript has 2 exons. The coding region runs from base 1 to 402 and encodes 133 amino acids. The record is from RefSeq and is a predicted model, not a curated record.
AUGCAUCGGGAAUUCUCCCGUACGCAUAUGUUCGCUUCAAUGAGUCAUCAUCGCUUUGUAUCUCGAGGUCCUAAUAUAAUACAACGAAUAGGAAGGAAGACGAUAUUGUUAGUUAAGUACUAUUCCAACUGUUCAUACCUGAGGGGUAUGACUGCAACUAACAAAAACAAUUUCGUCUCUCGAAGCCCUAAUCAGCUCUGGCCCGGAGGCCCUAGGUUCGCGGAUAGUUCCAAAGUUGGGUUGGACAGGCUGGGGUUUAGGGACUUUGGGCCUUUGAGGAGCACUGGUCUCGAGACUCAGCUUUUGAUCAGGCGCGGGUUCGUUGAUGUACUCAAUCCCGACAAGCUCUUGCCCGGAGGCCCUGGGUUCGCAGAUAGUGGUGAGGUUUUCUCGUCGUCGUAG